Messenger RNA from Cladocopium goreaui, 378 nucleotides. NCBI's taxonomy places the organism in Eukaryota, Dinophyceae, Suessiales, Symbiodiniaceae. The record is from the annotation of a GenBank genome assembly.
AUGGCGCGGUUCCUCGCCCUGUUGCCCCUCCUGGCUUUCCCCCUUUCGCUCGCUGACAGCUGCGAGUCCGACUGCGGAGCGAGCUCACCAUCGGUGGAUCUGCUGCAGCGGAAAUUGCAGGUGAACAACUCCCUGUCACCGCAAAGCUCGCGGCCCAACUUGCUGUUCAUUGUCCUGGACCAAUGGCGCUGGGACUGGACGGGGCUCGACACUACAACGCCGGUGCCAAUGCCCACGCUGAAGCGCUUGGCAGCUCAAGGUGUUCGUUUCACCCGGGCCUACACCCCGUCGCCCCAGUGCGUUCCAGCCAGAACCGCGAUGGCGCACGUAACCCCCAACUAUCUCAAAGGCAACUGGAAGGCUAGUGAUGAUGACUAA